Vicia villosa (hairy vetch) is the source of this 1572-nucleotide messenger RNA. RefSeq names its product F-box/FBD/LRR-repeat protein At4g26340-like. Lineage: Eukaryota; Viridiplantae; Streptophyta; Magnoliopsida; Fabales; Fabaceae. The transcript is spliced from 3 exons. Gene Ontology annotation, molecular function: protein binding. Bases 107 to 1279 code for a protein of 390 amino acids. The record is from RefSeq and is a predicted model, not a curated record.
AAUUUGUUUUAAAAAAACUAAACCCUUCAAAAAUUUGUUCCAUAGAUGAUGGCACCGUGAAUAGCGCCGGCAAAUAACCGUCCCGGCAUUAAUUUCACCGGCGGCGAUGGAUAGGAUCGGAGCUUUACCCGACGAGAUCCUAACUCACAUUCUCUCAUUCAUUCCCACCACACAAGCCAUAGCCACAAGCAUUCUCUCAAAGCGAUGGAUUCAUCUAUGGCGUCACGUUCCCCUUCUUCGCCUCAGCGACACCAAACUCAAAAACCUAGCAGACAAUCAUCGCUUCAACGAAUUCGUCUACACACUCCUUCUCUCCCGAGAAGCCGCCGGUAAUCAUUCCAUCAACACUUUCUUCCUCGACAUCGAAUAUUUUUACGCUAAACUCGCUUUUCGUCCUAGCAAUCCCAAUAUCACAAACUGGAUCGAUUAUGCAGUUGAUUGCGAUGUUCAACAUCUUGAUCUCUAUCUCGAUGUUCUUCGCGAUGACGAUAAGCAUCUAAAGUUCCCUAGAUUGCCUGUUAAUGUGUUCAAUUGUAAAACCCUAGUUUCUCUCAAGCUUCAUUGGUUCCAUGUGGAGGAAUGUUUUUCCGUUGAGUUUGUUGAUUUUCCGUCGCUUAAAGUGCUUCAUUUGAAAGAAAUUUACUUCGAUGAAUAUGAAGAAUUUGUUUUGCUUCUGGCCGGAUGUCCUGUUCUUGAAGAUUUACAUGUGUGUGAUGUGAAUUUUGGAUGUUUGAAAAUUCUUUUGGAGUUUGAUAAUGUCUUUAAAAGCUCGUGCUUAAGGAGUUUGACUAGAGCUUAUGUUAGAGGCUGUUGUUGUGAUUUUUGGUUGAAAGCGCUUUCGAAUUUGAAGUUUCUGAGCAUAGACUUUUUGAAGGGAGAUCGGCAUGAUAUUUUUCCUACCUUCCAUAAUUUGACUCACUUGGAGCUUAACUAUGAUUGGUAUAGAGUUGUGGAAGUGCUCCAACAUUGUCCUAAGCUUCAAAAGCUUGACUUUCAUCAGAACUUAGCAAGCAGAUCGGAUGAGUGCUUUAUAGAAAAUUGGGCAGACCUAGAAUUUGUUCCAAAGUGCCUUUCAUUAAACCUUACAACUUGCACUCUUUGGGGCUUUUUACGCACAACCUUACAAGGUGAGUUAAUGGUAGCAAGAUAUAUUCUGAAGAAUGCAGCUGUUUUACAAACCAUGAAAAUUUGGUGCAUCGGGGAACAGUCACUGGAAUUAGAAAUAAAUUUGUCCUCGUGCCCUAGGGCCUCUGCAACAUGCCAACUUUCAUUUAAUUGAUAUGGGAACGGUCACCUGAAUUAGAAAUAAAUUUGUUCUCAUGCCCUAAGGCCACUGCAACAUGCCAAUUUUCAUUUAAUUGAUAUUAUAUAGGAUUGUUUCACUUUCAUUAGCUUCUAUUAUUUAGUGUUUGGAUUUAGUUUUUUAAACUAUGAGGCUAUGAGCUAUAUAUGAAUGCCAUAGACUUUGUCUCUGUGCAUGAGUUAGAGACAAUUGAUCUUUAAAUGGUUUAGCUUGUACUUGCAUGAUCUUUAUGAAGACUUGGUUAUUGACAUAGGUUACUAGUUGCACAA